Messenger RNA from Rodentolepis nana, 915 nucleotides. The record is from the annotation of a GenBank genome assembly. Lineage: Eukaryota; Metazoa; Platyhelminthes; Cestoda; Cyclophyllidea; Hymenolepididae.
AUGGAUGUACAGAAGUUGGAGACUGAGCCACUAAAUGCACGAUUGUUUCACGCAUUGGAGAAGAGUGAUAUUUAUGAAGUGGAACGGCUUAUUCAAAUGGGAGCCAGUGUAAAUGCCGUCAGAGGUGCGGAUGGUGAAACACCACUUUUAGUAGCGACGGGUAGAGGAGAUCUAGCAAUGAUGGAACUGCUGCUUCUCCUCGGUGCUUCAAGGCAUCGUUUUGAUAUGAAUGGAAAUUACGCCAUUCACAGAGCCACUCGCUUAGGGCAUCUGGAAAGUGUAAAGUUGCUCAUGCAAAGAGGAAGUCACGCCUUUGUUGGAAACGGUAAUUAUGAUACCCCAUUAAUGAUCGCUUCUAUGCAUGGUCACACUGAAAUUGUCAAAUACUUCCUAAGUGAGAAUAUACCCAUGAUGUACCAACUGAAUGUGAAAGGAAGAUCCGAGCUUACAUUAGCAACCGCGAAGGGUCAUACUGAUAUUGUGACUCUAUUAUUAGCUGAAGGUGAUCCGUCAAAAGAUCGAAUUGAUGAACUCAAUCAAGCGUUACGAAUUGCCGUUAAUGCUGACAAUAUAGAAAUCACGAGAAUCUUACUCGAUAGCGGAGCUGAUCCUAACAUUAAAGAUAUGGCCGGAAGCCCUCUUAUAAUCUCUCCUCUUUGCAGAGGGAGUGAAUUUAUCGUCCGCCAGCUGCUUUUAAAGGGCGCUGAUAUAGACGAACGCGAUAGCACGGGGUACACGCUACUCAUGAGAGCAAUUGCCUUAGGAAAUGCAAAUUUUGUCCGAACCUUUAUUGCUUUGGGCGCAAAUGUGAAUGCUUCUCAAGCCAAUGGUACUGCCACGGUAUUGUCUAUCGCAAAAUUUUAUGACGACCCGGAGAUUAUAGAGAUUGUAGAGAAGGCUUUACACGAGGAUUAA